Messenger RNA from Orycteropus afer afer, 1083 nucleotides. It is a transcript of the gene KREMEN2, whose product is annotated as kringle containing transmembrane protein 2. Gene Ontology annotation, cellular component: plasma membrane. Lineage: Eukaryota; Metazoa; Chordata; Mammalia; Tubulidentata; Orycteropodidae. The coding region runs from base 1 to 1083 and encodes 360 amino acids. Gene Ontology annotation, biological process: multicellular organism development. The record is from RefSeq and is a predicted model, not a curated record. The transcript has 7 exons.
AUGGAGACGCGGACCCUGCGGGGCCUGCUCGCGCUGCUCUUCCUCCCGCUGCCGGCGCCACGCGGGGCCUCGGCGGGAAGCCUGCAGAGCCCAGGCCUGUCCGAGUGCUUCCAGGUGAACGGCGCCGACUACCGCGGCCACCAGAACCGCACGGGUCCGCGCGGGGCCGGCCGGCCGUGCCUCUUCUGGGACCAGACGCAGCAGCACAGCUACAGCAGCGCCAGCGACCCCCAGGGCCGCUGGGGGCUGGGCGCGCACAACUUCUGCCGGAACCCAGACGGCGACGUGCAGCCCUGGUGCUACGUGGCUGAGACGGAGGAAGGAAUCUACUGGCGUUACUGCGACAUCCCCACGUGUCACAUGCCUGGGUAUCUGGGCUGCUUCGUGGACUCAGGGGCUCCCCCCGCCCUCAGCGGCCCCAGCGGCACCUCCACAAAGCUCACGGUCCAGGUGUGCCUUCGCUUCUGCCGGCUCAAGGGCUACCAGCUAGCGGGGGUGGAGGCAGGCUACGCCUGCUUCUGUGGUUCCGAAAGCGACCUGGCCCGGGGACGCCCAGCCCCAGCCACCGACUGUGACCAGAUCUGCUUCGGCCACCCGGGCCAGCUGUGUGGCGGCGACGGGCGCUUAGGCAUCUACGAAGUCUCCGUGGGCUCCUGCCAGGGGAACUGGACGGCGCCGCAGGGCGUGAUCUACUCCCCGGACUUCCCGGACGAGUACGGGCCGGAUCGGAACUGCAGCUGGGCGCUGGGCCCGCCGGGCGCCUCAUUGGAGCUCACCUUCCGCCUCUUCGAGCUGGCGGACCCGCGCGACCGGCUGGAGCUGCGCGACGCUGCCUCGGGCCGCCUGCUGCCUGACGUCUGCUCGCUCUCCAGGAGCUGUGUGCUGGCUCCGGGGAAGGGGCCCCUGGCCGUGGGGCCUUCCCGGCGCCCCGGGAAAAGCUGGGCCGUGUGGUACCGCCGGCCCCGAGGGGUGGCCCUGCCCUGCCCGCCCGGGGACCCCCAGGCCGAGGGUCCAGCCGCCGGCUACCGGCCCCUGAGCGGCUCCAACCAGACGUCCCUGCGCUCACUCAUCUCAGCUCUCUGA